Messenger RNA from Cladocopium goreaui, 1635 nucleotides. NCBI's taxonomy places the organism in Eukaryota, Dinophyceae, Suessiales, Symbiodiniaceae. The record is from the annotation of a GenBank genome assembly.
AUGGGAUUUUGUUCGUUCGCCAAGGGUCGAGACGAUGAGUCAGUCCCAUGCCCGGAUGGCUUGAAAUUUGUUGGUGGUUUCUGCGGAGGACUGCGGCGUGACUAUGUCAAGCGAUUCAAUGCGGCGUACCUGAAGUCAGAUUGGUUUUCAGAUGCCAUCUCGGCCAAAACCUUGUCAGGUGCACUCUUUUUGUUCUUCGCUACAUUUACCUCGACAAUUGCUCUUGGAAAGCACAUAAAUGAUGUGACACACGGUGUGAUUGGCAUCAAUGAAUACUUGAUCAUGAACAGCUUUUCAGGGAUGUUGCACUCAGUGAUUGGCACACAGCCGCUCCUGGUGCUGCGACCUACAGGGCCCAUAACCUUGCUGUUGGAGAAACUUCAUGAAACGAGUGAAUGGCUUUCUCUUCCAUUUUGGCCCUUGCUGGCGUGGACAGGAAUCUUUGUUGGCUUCUACAUGUUCCUCGUAGCUGCUUUCGAGUUGAGUGUGUACAUCAAGUACGUCACCUCAUUUACGGAGAACAUUUUUGCAAUGUUCAUCGGAACAGUCUACAUCAAUGAUGGGAUCCAAGGUAUGAUCCGGCUUUGGGGCACUGAGACUGCCAAUCUUGAAGCCAGAAAGCUCAUGGUCGUGAACUUGACCGUUGGAUGUACCUUGCUGGCGCUCUAUUUGAGCAACAUUGGCAAUACGGCCUGGGGAACCUAUUGUAUCAGACGGCUGCUGGGAGAUUAUGCAUUGACGAUUUCAAUCUUUAUUUUGGCCAUUGUCGCAGCAAUCCUCGAUGCAAACUUUUUUUCGGUGAACUUUAUUGCCAGUGAAAGCCUAGGAUUUUCCACCACUGAAGUUCGGCCUUGGACCACAGACUUGACCAACAUUCCUCCAGAAGGCAUUCUGGCAGGUGCAGUGGCGGCAAUCCCCAUCGUGCUGUUCUUCUACCUGGAUCAGAACAUUUCCAGCAUUAUGUGCCAGAAGCCUGACAUGUGCAUCAAGAAGGGCGCCUACUUCCAUUCUUCGUUUGCUUGUAUGGCCCUCUUCAACUUGCUUGGCCCUAUUUGGGGGCUGCCCUUUGUGACAGGCUCUUUGCCGCACUCACCUCAGUUUGUUCACGCCAUGACACAAGUGGACAAGAAUCACAAGCCCAUUGGCGUUGUCGAAAAUCGAGUUGCUCCUUUCAUUGGCUACGGGCUCAUGGCUGUCGCUUUACUGUUCCCUGGGCUGAUGAGCUUGCUUCCCGAAACCGCUGUUUUUGGUGCUCUGAUCUUCGUGGGGCUGAAGGCUGCUCUGGGAACUCAACUUUGGGAACGCAUCUUGCUGUUCUUCACUGAUCCAGAGGAACCAAUGCGUGGAGGCUACAGCCACCUCUCGCGGAAGACCGUUCUCCUAUUCACCGCAAUUCAGAUUCUGCUGGUUGUUGGGUGUUGGAUUUGUAAUAUCUAUAUUGGCCUCGGCUUUCCGAUUUUCGUCGUAAGCCUGGUACCCAUCCGCUUCAAGAUCCUGCCAUGCAUUUUCUCACAUGAAGAUAUCGAUGCCCUCCUGGCAGAGGAUCCAGCAUGUGAAGUGGAUGUGCCAGAAGAAAACGAGCCAGAGGCAGAAGAUGCGGAGAAAGCACAUGUCCAAGGAGACCUUGAAAUCUGA